GCCACAGCACCUCACAUAGAUGGCCAAGGCCCCCCGACCCCAGAGAGCAGGAGCUUGUCCCACCCCACCGGCCCUCUUCACAGAGAGGCAGGCUCAGGGUGCUCGAGCAGAGGGCCCCAGGGCCAACUGCUAGACUCUAGUCGCCAUCACACCAGUUCCGGGAAGACCUGGGGUGGGCUGCAGGAAGGUUCUGUUCUCAGAAGCAAGGCUUCCUGGCUUUCCAGCCCUCGCCCGGACACCACAGGUGUUCUCAGCCCCUCCCAACAUCCAUCUUCCUGCCUUUGAGAUGGAGAGAAGAGGUCGUGUUUAGACCCCAUCCUCAGAACUGGGGGAGGUGGGGGAGGGUCAAGCCUCCCUUCUCUCCCACUAGAUUCCCAAGCUUCCUGCCCUCUCCCUGGUUUUCUCCAUCAUAUCCCCUGCUCCCCCCCUCCCCGCCAGCAGUGACACAGUUACCUCAGAACUGAAAUAUUCCUGGAAACACCGGCCUUGUCUGGUUAAUUUCAUGAGCCGUUUUCUGCCCAGAUGAGGGUUCUUGUUUAUUCAAAGGCAUCUUCCCUGGUGGGGGGGAGCCGGUUCCCUGAAGGAUGCCCCGCAGGGCCCCCAAGUAGCAGCACGAUCACCACCUGGAAGCUGGGGGAUCUUGGAGAGCAGGGCUCUGAGCAUGAGUGUGGCCAGAGGGCUAAGUCACCCCUUUAGGACAGCAAGCCCAGCUCCAGAGGGGGCUGGGGUAAUAGGAAAGGGCGAAGGCUGCGCUUUUCAGCUUUCAAAUAAGGAAAUGCUGGACAUCUGGGCCAAUCCUCUCACUUUACAAAUAAGGAAACUGAGACCUGAGAAGUGACGGGACUUAGCCAAGCCCACAACGCCAUUCUAGGCCCAGCCUCCUGACUCCAAGCCCAGCGUUCUUUCCACUAUCUUGUGGUGUUUCCCAACAUAGAAGGAAACGUUUUCUAAGCAAUUGGAGCAGCCUGCCUCAGGAAGCAGCAGGGAGGCCCAUCCGAGCAGGUUGAAAUGCCUCUUGGGGAUACUAUAGAGGGAUGGGCUCCAAGGUCCAGCUGUGAAAUUUAGCAAAGGGAGAGAAGGCGCUGUGCAUGGCAGCUGCACGAACUGGGGGUAGCAGAAGCUACAGGAGGCAAAGGGAAAUGGGAGGAAGUGGGAGCAGGCCCCAUGCUCCAGAAUGCAUAAUCAGGGUCACUCCCCCAGAGGCCCCACCUGUAGAUAAGGUCUGGAGAUUGUCACCAGGGCCUCUGCCCCACAGCGCCCCCCAUAACAGCUGCAACAUGACCCCUUCUCUGAGGAUGAAGGCAGGCACCUGAGCUGUGCAGAAGCCCUGGGCAGCCCACCUCCCCCCGUCCAGUGGUCACAGCCAAGGGCUUUGCCCCUCCCUCGCUGUGAUGACAAAGCCUGGGUAGAAGUGACUCUGUUUCCAUAUGCCAACAGCCUCCCACAGGCACGGCAGGUAGGCUGUGCAAGUAUUGCUAGUAACAUUUCAAAAAGGAGAAUACUGAAGCUAAGAGGAAGAGAAGUUACUUAUCCAAGGUCUCAAAAAUUUGAAGGGGAAAAGGGGCCUGAGAGGCGAGUCUUCCAGAAACAAGCCCAGAGCUCUGCCCACUUUCAUCCUGAGUCUCUAGACACAGCCCAGCCCUGAGCCGAAGCCCAGCCUGCCUCAAAGCCAGCGCAUCCAAAGUGCCCGCAGCUUCGCACUUGGCACUGACCCAGUGCGAACCACAAACCCACCUGGGGCCUGUGCCCUAAGCCCAACCCAACCACUGACUCUGAUCCUCUUUCAUCCUUCUCCUAACCCUAAACCUUAAAAGAAAUCUGGGCGACUACCAGCCCUAACCUUACCCACUCCUGAGCCUGACCCAACCACCAACUGUAAUCCCAUUUCAACACCAGCCCUGAACCCAAACCAACCAGAAUCCACUCUGAACACACUAGAGCCCUACUCAUUUUGGGCUACUUCACCCUAGUUCUUGGAUAUGACUCAGCCCAAUAAAAAUAGGUUAGUCAAUCAUGUGUCCUGACUACAGCACGCUCCUAGGAAACCCAGCCUCUUCCCCCAGAGCCUCCAAGCCUUCCGGAGAUCACCAAGGACUUGGGCCCGUGUCACCACUGGUCUCCACCCUGACAAACACUGGGGGACUCGUGGGGGAUGCUGGCUUGUCUGUGCACCGUGCUCUGGCACCUUCCUGCUGUUCCAGCCCUCAACAGAACAGGGGAUCCAGGGCCUGGCCCCUCCAUCCAGAAAACCUAUGACCUCACUCGGUACCUAGAACAUCAACUUCGAAGCCUGGCUGGGACCUAUCUGAACUACCUGGGUCCCCCUUUCAACGAGCCUGACUUCAACCCGCCCAGGCUGAGCGCUGAGGCCCUGCCCAGCGCCACGGUGGACUUUAACGUGUGGCGAAGCCUCAAUGACCAUCUGCGGCUGGCUCAGAACUACCAGGCCUACAGCCACCUGCUCUGCUAUCUGCGAGGCCUGGACCGCCACGCGGCCACGGCCGAGCUGCGCCGCAGCCUGGCCCACUUCUGCACCAGCCUGCAGGGCCUGCUGGGCAGCAUCGCGGGGGUCAUGGCCGCCCUGGGCUACCCGCUGCCCCCGCAAGGGGCUGAGCCUGCCUGGGCCCCCAGCCCUUCCCACAGUGACUUCCUCCAGAAGAUGGAUGACUUUUGGCUGCUGAAGGAGCUGCAGACCUGGCUCUGGCGUUCUGCCAAAGACUUCAACCGGCUCAAGAAGAAGACGCAGUCCUCAGCUGCGGCGGUCACCCUGCGCCUGGAGGCCCCUGCUUCUGACCUCUGACCUCUGGCCUCCCUUCUCCGCCUUGCCUUCACGAUGAGCUUCCCGCCCUCCUAGGGAGGAUCCCCUGGGGCUCCUGAGCUCCCUCUGUUCUCACCGAGAGUGAUGCAAUAAAGCUCCACUCCACCCUGGGAGCCUGGGACCAGGCGGGAGAGCCGAGGGCGCUUGGACUCUGGGCUUCCCACCUUCCCAACCCGGCGGCCCGAGAAGCAGCAGUCAAACAGGAGAGGCGGGGCUCACUGCGGGAGGUGCCUGGCGGGUGGAGCCUCCUGGCUAGCCCUGCUCUCCCCUCUUCUCACCUUCAGCCACCCCACACUUCCAAUGUUGCGGGGGGGGGGAGGAAUGUGGUGACCCAGGGACCACAUCGGGAAGAGGCAGGAAUUCAACAAGGGAAUCGAUCCCUGGGGACGCCCUCUCACCAAAAGCCGCAGUGAUGCCAAGCAUGUCAAGCGUUAAUAACUUUGCCUCACAUUUCUCCUUAACGUCAUGGUGGCUCCCCCCUCCCAGGGCACCCUACCCAGCCCCAGCGGGACAGUCACAGUCACAGAAUUUCCUAAAAGUUUACAUUGUUGAGGACGGUAGCAUUUUGGGGAUGAGGAGAGGGCGACCUGCCCCCCUCCCCAGCCCCAUCCACUCACGACUCUCAGUUUGUUUGUAUUAAUAUUUAUUUAUUUGGAGACGUUAUUUAUUAGAUGGUAUUUAUUGCAGAAUUUCUAUUCUUGUAUUAACAAAUAAAAUGCUUUCCCCAGAA
Messenger RNA from Vombatus ursinus (common wombat), 3548 nucleotides. It is a transcript of the gene CLCF1, whose product is annotated as cardiotrophin like cytokine factor 1. The record is from RefSeq and is a predicted model, not a curated record. NCBI's taxonomy places the organism in Eukaryota, Metazoa, Chordata, Mammalia, Diprotodontia, Vombatidae. Bases 2153 to 2800 code for a protein of 215 amino acids. The transcript is spliced from 3 exons.